Messenger RNA from Rangifer tarandus platyrhynchus (Svalbard reindeer), 372 nucleotides. The record is from the annotation of a GenBank genome assembly. Lineage: Eukaryota; Metazoa; Chordata; Mammalia; Artiodactyla; Cervidae.
AUGAAGUCACUGGCCAAUGGGUGUGUGACACGGAACAUGGCGCCACUUGAGACUGGCGCCCGGGCCUUGUGCACCCCGAGUCCGCUCAGGGCCGCCCAGGCGCCUCCGGCCCCUCCGCGCAGAUCAGGAACCGGCCUCCUGAGCGCCCAGGUCUGCACGACUGCGCCGUCCCUGCUCCCCACACGGACCUCUCCUCAGGGCUCGCCUCCAGAAUCUCCCCUUGGGCACCUCCCUGCUUUCGACCCCGUCGGGGCGCAGACACCCUCAGCCGUCCUGCUCCCAGGUCCCUGUAAUUCCUUCAGCUUUUGCUGCCAAAAUUCGGUCUCUGUGUGUACUAGGGCCGGAUUAAAUCUCGGAGAGAGCUGUGAGUGA